UUCAGUGUGCGUCUGUCUAUAAGUAUUUACGGAGCGUUCGUUAUAGAUCGUUGUGAAAAUGUUGCUUUGAGUUUGCGAAAACCUGAAAGAUUUCUUAUAAAACGUGAAUAAAAUGUUACAUAUUUACUGUGAUAUAUAAAAAAAAAAAAAACUGUGCAUUUCAAAUAUUUAACAUGUGUUUUGUGAACUCAUGCUUCGUGUUCUAAUGUAACUAAAAAAACGUGGACAGACUCAGGUAGUUUAUCUGUGAAAAGAAAUCCGACACACGCGGAUGUAUUACGUCAUAUAUUUGCCAGCUCAAACACCUGCAAUUGAAGCUAUACGAUUUGACCUUACUUUUAUCUUCACAAUGCAACCUUCACCGAGUUCUGGCACGACGGGCACCUCGACGGUGUCGUCAAUGACCGGCGAGGGAGACACGACGCAGAGCAUCGGGAUGUAUCCCGUGGGUGUCGCGACAUCAUCAGCCACGACGACGACGACACCGGUGACGACAGCGUCGACGACUGUGCCGUUGGCCACCACCGACGUCGCCGUCAAUACCGGAAGCGUCGGCAUCGCCAGGAGCGUGUCCGCACCGAGCGCACCACGACCGAUUGUUCAAGUUAGCAGUUCCUGCGCGAGCGCUUCGGCAGCACAACGACCAAGACUGAGGAGGAAUCAAAGCCGGAGCGAAGCUAUUCGGAAUUACAUUAAACGUGAGACAGCGCAAUUCUUUGGAGUUGAUGAAGAAUCUGAGGCUGUGGAGAAACAGAGAUGGCUGGACAGACGGCGACGUAUGGCGUCGAGAAAAUAUGGCGCACUGGUACCGGAACACAGACCGCCGGAUCCGGACAUCACCAGAGACGUGCCGGACACAACGGAAACACCGGAAGACGUUACACUCAGACGAUGGCAGCAACCAGUACGAAGAAAAGAUUCCGUGGCGAGAAUGACAUUAUCGGGUCUUCAUUAUAUCGUCGAGUCAAUGACGAGACAACGUCCUCGCGCGCGUUCGCUUCCGCGUCCGGAAUCGCGCAGCUUCCCGCCGAGCGUGAUUGCGUAUCUGUCAAGAACCGAAGGAGCAUAUCCCGACAGCGGCCAGGACGAGGACGAAUCCUUUUUCGAAAGACCGCCGCCGCCUUCACCACCUCUACCACCGCCGCCGCCGCCGUCGUCUCAACAAUCUCAAACGCAAAUCGAUCAAGCCUCCAGCGGAUUGGUCAAAGACGAAGAGGUCCCUGCCAAGGUCGCGGAUAUUCUCGACACGCAGGAUCGUGAGAGAAUUACUUCGGAGGAAUUAGUUGGAUUUUCGCAGCAAAAAGAUGAUAGAACAACGACUGAUGGACCGCUCGCAGCUAGACGAUCCCGCUUGGUAAUGAGGGACCACUAUGUUUCCAGGUCGAAGUAUGAUAUACCACCUCCGACGGAGAAUACGAGGGUGUCGCAGGAAGAAGGGGUGACUCUGCGAAGGGACAUAACCGGGGCCACGAGGAUCGCCCGCAGCACGAUCGAUCGUGUUUUUGACAACAGCAAUCGGCGACGAUACGGGAUGGGCAUCGUCGGUCGUUUCUUCGGGCGAUCUUUUCGGAAAAGCAUCGCACAGAAACCGGACAUACAGAAGCAGUUGGACGAUUUCGAGGAUCAUCGACCGUACUUCACAUACUGGAUCACCACUGUGCAGGUGUUGAUCUUGAUAAUAUCACUGGCUUGUUACGGAUUCGGUCCUGUUGGAAUGGAUCUCAGCCAUCGAUCGGGAUUGGUUCUUGUGACGAGUCUGUCAUUGCAACAAGUCGAUUAUCAGGAACCGGCGAACUUCUGGUUGGGACCUAGAGCUGCGGAUUUGAUUCAUCUUGGCGCCAAGUUCGCGCCGUGUAUGCGUCGUGACAUCAAGAUUUUGAAGGAGAUCGACGUCUGGAGGGAAAGAGAACGAGACACAGCCUGCUGUAUAAGAAACGACGAUUCCGGCUGCGUUCAAUCCAGCAAAGCGGACUGCUCUGUUCGAGGAUUGAGAUCCACCGCUACGAAUACAAUUUCAACUUGGAAGAAGUGGGGACCUGGCGACAGCGGACCUGGCGGCCGUAUCAGUGGAUCCGUUUGCGGACUGGACCCGAAGUUCUGCGACGCACCGGCGAGCAUCGCGCCCUAUGAAUGGCCAGACGACAUCACCAAGUGGCCGAUAUGUCGCAAAACCAAUCCUUUUAGCCAACGUUUCAGAAAUGGGAGUCAGCGAGGCAACGGCAACUUUCCUGUCGGUCGUUAUAAGGACAAAAUGGCGGAGCACAUGGUAUGCGAGGUGAUCGGACAUCCGUGUUGUAUCGGAAUUCACGGGAUGUGUCGGAUCACAACAAAGGAGUAUUGCGACUUUGUUCAUGGUUACUUUCACGAGGAGGCGUCGUUGUGCUCGCAAGUGGAGUGUCUUCAUGACGUCUGCGGAAUGAUACCGUUUCUUCAUCCCGAAUGGCCGGAUCAGUUCUACAGACUAUUUACCACUAUCUUUCUUCACGCUGGAAUCGUCCAUUUAGCAAUUACGUUGCUCAUCCAAUAUUUUCUGAUGAGGGAUUUGGAAAAGCUGACGGGAUCUUUGCGUAUCGCUCUGAUUUACUUUAUUGGUGCUUUCGCUGGGAAUCUGGCUAGCGCGAUUUUUGUCCCUUAUAGAGCAGAGGUCGGUCCAGCGGGUGCGCAUUUUGCGCUGCUGGCUACACUGAUGGUCGAAGUGCUGCAUUGCUGGCCGAUGCUCAAGUAUCCGCGUCGCGCGCUCUCCAAGCUGAUUCUGAUUCUGAUUGGACUGUUGGCGCUGGGUAUAUUGCCGUGGGUGGACAAUUACGCGCAUCUGUUCGGCUUCAUAUUCGGCUUCCUGGCGGCCUACGCGCUGAUGCCGUUUAUCUCAUUCGGCCACUACGAUCGCAGACGAAAGAUCCUGCUUAUCUGGAUCUGCCUAGUCCUAAUUGUGGGCCUGUUUGCCUUGCUGCUUGCCCUCUUUUAUAAUGUGCCAGUAUACGAGUGUGAGGUGUGUAAACUGUUCAACUGCGUCCCGUUCACCCGUGACUUCUGCGCCUCCCAGAACAUCAAUUUCAAGAGGGAGGAACCAGUAUGACACACGGGGCUGUGGUUCACAGUCGAGAGCAAAAUCGUCCCCCGAUUACAUCGCGCGCAUCACUACUACAAUCCGCCGUUCGUCGCGCUUGUUCCGGCAAUAUUUAUUCUCGCUGACUCCCGAAACCGCAUCCGUAAAUCGAUCGAUCAAAGAAGAUGGUGGUCGACUGGUGUUUUCUUUGAUUUCAAGCGAAAAAAGUGUACAAAGAAGAAAUGUAUCUCGGAGCUAAUUAGGAAAAAAAUCACACAGAGAUUAUUUUUGUUGAAGCUGAAGCAAAUAUUGGAAAGAAUAUUUCUUUUCAAAAUAAUUAUGCUGUUAUGUAUUUUAACGACUGCGCUUCCACAUGUGAAACAAUUAAAAUUACCGAGCUUCUCGAAAUUUUUCUGAAGCCGAUGUUUUUCGAAGUUUCCGGGAUUUUUUUCCGAACUCUUCGAGGAGAUCAACGAUCAGUUUAAAUCGCGAAUGGUCAGUAUUAUUUCGUAUAAGAGCGAUAUCACAGCGCGUUCGGGGGACAUGGGGGUUCGAUAGUGCCUGAAUCGAGCGGGUGAAGGUGAUGGAUCCCGACCGACAUUUUUGCUACUGCCAACGAACGUCAGUAAGGAACUGUGUUCGUCGACGCACGACGAUGCCUUAACACAUUAUUAAAAUCCAAGUGUAGUGAAACAGCUCCCGAUGUGAGCUGACCGGGCCUUGAGAGAGCCUUGAGGACUCUGAAUCGCCGACGGUGUGUAAAUAUUGAAUUUUAAAUUGUCCCGCAAUGAUAACGGAUGGAUGCUUUCAUGGAUUAUUUAGAAAUCCCGCGGUGAAAUUUGGCGCGAAAGCAUCCAAACCUCUCCGGAUGUUAAUAAUGAGACAAAGGGGAAACGAGGAGGGGCAAAUGUAAAUAGGAUCGAGUCUUGUUACCAUUGUAAGAACGACCUUAGUAAGCUAACUUUAGGGAGAACCUUGAAAGUGCGCACGUCUUUCGUCUCUGCACGAUAUAGUCCCCCGCACCUCCGACAUCCGGAACUAUUGUCUGUGAUGGCUUGACCUUGGAGAUAUUUUUCGUAGCACCGCGAUGGCCGCGCGAGCCUUUCUACAAGGACGAUCGAGGGAUGUUUGCUGUUUGGAUACCGAUCGGUAACUCGCUCACUAUAAGCAUUUGUAAGAUGUUCCUUCUCUUUCUAUUUUAAGGAAAUCUGGUAUAUAGUAGUGAAGAGAGCGGAAGAAAAAAAAAUUAAGGGACACGCUUGUUUUCAUUUUAUCGAGUGGAAAAUCAUUUAUCUUCAUUGUGGUAUUUUUAACGUGAUAACAUAUAAAAGUAGGUAUCGAUUUUUAAAAAAUAAAUAUUUCAAUAUUUUACAAUAAUACAAUAGAACAUUACGAGUGUGAUGUUAAUAAUUUUAAUCACAAUAUAAUCUGUUACACAUUUUAAUUGAAAAUUAAAAUUUUUACAAUAUUGAGUAAAUAUACCAAAGAUUACGAAAGUUUAAAUAUGAAAUGUAGUACAAAGUGCAGAAUAUAUGUGUAAUAUUGCGAGAUAAAUAAUAGCUAUCGAGAUAUCUGAUUGGUAUCCAAAAGCUGGAACUUCUUAUCAAGGAUAGGAGGAAAGGGGAAGUCCGAGGUAAAGGAGGCGGAAGGAAAGUGUUAACGAUUUAAGGCGAAAUGAAUCAAUUUUUAUAACGACGUGAGAACGAGAGAGAGAGAGAGAAAGAGAGAGAGAGAGAGAGGAACGUGCGAAUAUCAGAAUUCUUAAUCAAUUACGAAAUUAAAUCUGUACAUUGUAAAUAUAUAUUUGCGAAAAUGUAAGAGAAUGUGAAGAAAAAGCAAAGAGGAGACAAGGGAAGGAAGAGAUAUAAUACACGCGAGAUACUUUGAUUUUAUAUUGUAGGAAUUGAAACCGUUAUAACUUUUUGUUAGAAAAGAAGAAACGACGUCAGAUUCCUACGCUAUAUCGUUAUUUAUUAUUCACGAUAAUGAAAUCAUUUUUUUUUUUUUUUUUUUUCAAUAUAUACAGCACGGACAAAAACUGUCUCUUAAAAAUACAUACAUAUACCGGUUUCAAUUUCUAUUUUAUAUUCGAUAUACAUGCAUAAUUUAUAACUUCUAUUUUGUUAAUAUUCGUUAUUGGUUAAUAUUCGCGCUGUAUUCUACAUUGCUGUAAAAACUAUAUGUUAAAUUUAAAUUUAUAAAUCUACGAAAUCGUACUUGGCUGUGACACCACCAACUCUUGGAAAGCAUCCACCAAAUUUUGUUAUACUAACUUUCAAUUUCAAUUAUAUAAGAGGAUUUUGAGAGAAAAUGCAACUGCAAAAGUGAAACACCUAAAAGCAAAUUUGUGAUUAAACUACUUAAAAAAAAUAAUUCGUCACACAAUUGUUUUGUAUAAUUUGUGUGUUUUUAUAUUUACAUAUUCACAUAUAUAUUGUAUAUUCUAUAUUAUACUUAUUUUAAAAAUAUAACAUUUUAACAUGACAUCUCUAGCAAUAUAAAACAUCCGCGACGAUAUUUCGUCAAAUAUUUACGCAAUUAUAAAUGUGCGUGAAAAAAAAAAAAAAACGUAAUUUUACAGUAAAUGCCAAUUGCAAGCGCCAUCUUAUCGAUUAUUAUGAUUGUUAUUGCAUUUGCUCGCAUCAAUCCAAAAUAUACAUUUGGAAAAUUUGUGAUAUACAACUGAUGAUCGAACGAAGAGAGAGAGAGAAGAAAGAGAGAAAAAGAGAGAGAGAGAAAGAGGGAAAAAAAGAGAGCAAGAGGAUGAGUGCGUGCGUGCGUAUGUAUGUAAGUGUUCGACGUAUGUCGUCACACGCGGCAUGUGAAAGAGCACGUGUAUGUUUGGAGUGACCCACAUCGCCAUAUUAAACUUUUUUUCGGAUUAUAUCUAUAAAUAUAUAAAUAUAAAUAUACAUACAUAAACGCGGGUUAAGGUGAAUCGUCGAACAACGUAUUGUUAUUAUUGUAAAUGUGUCAUAUACAAAAAAAAACCUACUAGCAUGCAACACGCACACAAUUACACAAGAACAGUAUAUACACAAAUAUAUGAACAAUCGUAUAUACACACGUACACGUACACGUGCGAUGGAGAUAAAAAAAAAAAAAAAUAAAUUGAGAAAAACUUUCGAUAAUUCCAUACCGAUCACGGCGAGGUGGAAUGUCUCGCUCUCCUCGUGGAGGCGAGUGCGAGAGGAGAGGGCGAUUUCAUUCCAAUUAUGAUUGUUGUAGAAGCGAAAAAUCGCGAGCAAAUUGCGCGACCAACUCAGUUUUUCAGUCAAUCGAAUUAUUUGAAUUAUAGAAGAAAAUUUAUAUAUGUACACGUGUCCUCUAUAUUUAUAUAUUAAAAA
Pseudomyrmex gracilis is the source of this 6393-nucleotide messenger RNA. Its product is annotated as inactive rhomboid protein 1. The coding region runs from base 272 to 3076 and encodes 934 amino acids. Gene Ontology annotation, cellular component: endoplasmic reticulum membrane. NCBI's taxonomy places the organism in Eukaryota, Metazoa, Arthropoda, Insecta, Hymenoptera, Formicidae. The record is from RefSeq and is a predicted model, not a curated record. Gene Ontology annotation, molecular function: serine-type endopeptidase activity. The transcript is spliced from 15 exons. Gene Ontology annotation, biological process: regulation of epidermal growth factor receptor signaling pathway; regulation of protein secretion.